Dovyalis caffra is the source of this 987-nucleotide messenger RNA. NCBI's taxonomy places the organism in Eukaryota, Viridiplantae, Streptophyta, Magnoliopsida, Malpighiales, Salicaceae. The record is from the annotation of a GenBank genome assembly.
AUGGUGGCCAACCAGGUGGUGGCUGUGCCUGUAGCUGCACCACCUGGGCACUGGAUUGGGGCUGGUGGAUCCAUGAUCAUGGAGUCUGAUAAGAAAACUGGGGAAGUGAGGAAGCACUACAUAGGGAUGGCUACUAUGCUUGAUAUCUUGGCACAUAUUGCUGGUGACGAUCAAAUCAUCGGCGGUGAUGAUCAUGCGUCUGAUCUUGAUAAGAAGAUGUCCGUUCCUGUUUCUUCCAUCAUAGGGCAUUCCCUUGAGGGGCUCAGUUUGUGGACUCUCAACCCUAAUACUAGCUUCCUAGAUUGUAUGGAAGUAUUUAGCAAAGGAAUACACAGAGCAUUAGUACCACUUGAUAGCCAUAUGGAGAACACCGCAGGAGUGGAGCUUAUGGAGUCUGCUUCAAGCUAUCGGAUGCUUACACAAAUGGACUUGUUAAAGUUCUUGAAGGAUAAUGCUUCUGAACUGCGAGGCAUCAUAUCUCGCAGUGUGGGUGAAAUAGGAGCAGUAAAUGAUAGUGUUUAUGCUAUCAGUAGCCGCACAAAAGUUAUCGAGGCCAUCAAAUGCAUGAGGGCUGCGUUGCUGAAUGCUGUUCCCAUAGUUUUGGCCUCAAAUUCUCUUGAGGAAGAUUCCAAGCAGCUUAUAAAGGGCAAAGGCAAGAAGCUUAUCGGAACAUUUUCUGCAACAGAUUUGAGGGGUUGCCAUUUGGCUGCAUUACAAACAUGGUUGCCUCUGAGUGCUCUAGAAUUCACUGAAUCAGUCUUAUCAAGCCCAAUUUAUGCAGCUCCCGAUGCAUCAAAUAUUUCCCCAAGGGAACUUGUGACUUGCCAUCCUGAAUCAUCCCUAGCAGAAGUGAUUGACAAGGCUGUUACGAAACAUGUACACCGAGUUUGGGUUGUAGAUCAACAGGGUUUUCUUGUUGGACUUGUUUCUCUGACAGAUGUUAUCAGAGUGAUGAGGGACUUAAUACUCUCUCGGAUUCCGUCUUAA